AUGAUUUAUACCAACGCAACAAUCAUCACAGUCAAUUCCAAUUUCGACGUCAUUGACAAUGGCGCCAUCGUCGUGCAAGCAGACAGGAUUGCAGCCGUGGGACCAGCAGACGAAAUAUUGCAGAAGUUCAAAGACGAGGAGAUCUUUGACCUCGGGGGCCAAAUCGUCAUGCCAGGCCUCAUCUCGCUACAUGUGCACUUGGCACAAUCUCUUCUUAGAACCGCAGCAGACGACUUGGCUCUCAUUGAAUGGUUGUGUCACCGAGUCUGGCGCAUGCAGGGCAACUUCACCGAGGAAGAUGGGUAUGUGGCUGCACAGCUCACAAUUGCAGAGAUGUUGAAGUCUGGAACCACGACUUUCGUUGAAUCGUUGUUUGCUGAGCGCUACGGGUUUGCUGGAGCCGUGGACGCAGUGGUGGAGUCCGGUAUCCGAGGAUGUCUCGGAAAAGUCGUCAUGGACCAGCCACGCUAUGCCACGCAGGAAGGGAUCACCAUGCAUGCCGGGCUUGUGGAGGACGAACGGUCUCUUGACCACGCAGUCCAAUGUUUUGAUAAACAUGACGGUGCGGGUGACGGAAGGGUUGAAGUAUGGUUUGGGGCCCGUACUCCGGGCGGGGUCUCUGAGGACUUGUAUCGGCGGAUGGUGAAAAUUGCCAGGGCAAGAAACAUAGGCAUCACCAUGCACUGUGCUGAGGUCAAGGCGGACCGUGAGUUUUUUGCGUCCAAGGGACACACGCCUAUGAGUUAUUGCAAGGAGCUUGGCUUGUUAGGGCCCCGCACGGUGCUUGCGCACAUGGUGCAUUUGGACGACACGGAUAUCGGGAUCCUAAGCAAGUCGAGCGCCUCUGUUGCCCACUGCCCCACGUCCAAUGCCAAGCUAGGGAGUGGCGUUGCGCGAGUGAAAGAGCUUUUAGAAGCAAAUGUGACGGUGGGGCUUGGGUGUGACGGCUGCCCAUGCAACAACGUGAUGGAUCUUUUGCAAGAAAUGAAGCUCGCUUCGCUUUUGCCCAAGGCCAUCCAUGGGGACCCCUUGUUGGUGCCAGCACGCACGGUGAUUGAGAUGGCCACCAUCAUGGGUGCCAGGGCCUUAGGCAAAGACCUGGACAUAGGAUCUUUGGAGGUGGGAAAGAAGGCUGACUUCAUCUCCAUCAAUUUGGUAGAUAAGCUCUACGCACAGCCCAUGCGAGACCCAGUUUCUAUGGUUGUCUACAUCGCCACAGGUGCGGAUGUGGACAACGUGGUGGUUAACGGGAAACAGGUCAUCCAGAACAGACGUCUAUUGACCAUGGACGAGAGAGACAUUAUACAGAAGGCCAAUUUCCAUGGGGAAGCCGUGAGGCAGCGCGCAAACUGCUGA
Molecule: messenger RNA, 1356 nt
Organism: Metschnikowia bicuspidata var. bicuspidata NRRL YB-4993
Lineage: Eukaryota; Fungi; Ascomycota; Pichiomycetes; Serinales; Metschnikowiaceae
Product: amidohydrolase
Exons: 1
Coding region: 1-1356 (451 amino acids)
Molecular function (GO): hydrolase activity, acting on carbon-nitrogen (but not peptide) bonds
Source: RefSeq, a predicted model, not a curated record